CACCAACAUGACUAUCAAACAAUUGCUGUACGUGCUCACGACGCUGCCUGACACGGGGAUCACCAAAACCGACGUAGAGGAGCUCGGCGCCAAGAACUCGCAGGUGUUGCGAAGCGUCCGUGGCAGCAUCGCACACAAGUACAACCAAAAGAGGUGCGCCGUGCUGGAGAAAAAAAUGAAGGCCAUAGGCGUGGGCAUCGGCGACACUUACAAAAACAGGUGCCUGAAGCUCCUGGCGUUCGCUCUCGGCGUGGACCCCGAGCGGCCGUUCAGGGUCGGCAGGGAUAGCACGCUCGGCGAGCACAUGUGCAAGUGGGUGCUGCCUCAUGGAUGUGCCCGAAGAUGUGGACCUUGGGUCCGCGCCUCUGGUCCGCCAGCACCUGCCAGGGUCGGGGCUUCGUGAGCGGGGGGCUCGCCGUCCAGGCAGGUGUCCAGCACGCCCCUGGGCGGCGCGUGCGACAGCAGGACGUCCACACCCUCGGCGUGCGCGGGGCGCAGGGGCGCCGCGUUCCAGGGCAGCGCCGCGACCCGCACCGUGCAGUUGGCGACGUCGAGCUGGCACGCGCUGUCGAAAAGUAUAGGGCCCUGCUCUCGGGGAACUGCCGGCAGUUCACGCUGCCCGCACUGGUGGUGAGGCCUGCAGGGGGUGAGGAACGCGUUCAGCACGCGAGGGUCGUGGUUCCCGCGUACCCCGGCGGCCGUCGGCCGCGGAAUCGCGCCAAGGACACGGCGCGGAGCCAGGAGUCGAAGCGCCGCAGGUGGCGCUCGCGCUUGCCGCGCGGGCAGUCCGGCGAGAAGUCCCCGCAGUGCACCAGGAGGUCGCCCUUCGGCACCUCCUCCCAGAGUCCCGAGGCGGCGGGGUAAGCCCUGAAAUCCUGUUCUGGGUCCCCGAGCCCUCACGGACCAAUCCAGCCGGAAAAAUGGUGCAGAUGGGGUCAGGGGCUCUGGUCCAAUGUGUUU
This is a messenger RNA of Prorocentrum cordatum, 960 nucleotides long. Lineage: Eukaryota; Dinophyceae; Prorocentrales; Prorocentraceae. The record is from the annotation of a GenBank genome assembly.